Phodopus roborovskii (desert hamster) is the source of this 2762-nucleotide messenger RNA. RefSeq names its product Rho guanine nucleotide exchange factor 16 (gene Arhgef16). The coding region runs from base 254 to 2386 and encodes 710 amino acids. Lineage: Eukaryota; Metazoa; Chordata; Mammalia; Rodentia; Cricetidae. The record is from RefSeq and is a predicted model, not a curated record. The transcript has 16 exons. Gene Ontology annotation, molecular function: protein binding; guanyl-nucleotide exchange factor activity. Gene Ontology annotation, biological process: activation of GTPase activity.
CGCUGCGCAGGAAGUAGGGAGGGCGGGACCGAUCGGCCGCAGGACGCCGGGACCCAGCGGCACUGCAGGCUGUACCCGCCCCGCCGUCCCGCGGUGGGACCGCUCCUCGGCCGUGCGCACAGAUUGGAAAAUCAAAACCAAGAGGUGGCAUCUGUGACCAUUGAGGACCCCAGGUUUCCAGGCCCCCAGAAGGGCAGCUCCUGACGAGUGUUUGGGGACCUCCGAUCGCGGAGGCCUCAGUCUGCCACCCAGCAUGUCCCAGAGACAGCCUGACAGCUCGUUGGAUGAGAAACAACUAGAAUAUCGAUUCCAUGCAGAGCUGCGACUAGACGCCAAUGGGAAUCCAAUGCCUGGCCUCCCCAUGGUCCGGGGCUCCUUGAGAGCCAGGACCAAUGCUGCCUUUGAGCCAGAGACCUCUGAACCCCUGCAGGUGCCGCCAGAAGAUGAGGGGUCGCGGCCCAUCAUCCUCAGCACGCAGAGCCCUGCGGCGCUCAAGAUGGGGACCGAGCAGCUCAUCCCUAAGAGUUUGGCAGUGGCCAGCAAGGCCAAGACCAAAUCCCCAGCCCGUCACCAGAGCUUUGGGGCAGCCAUGCUCAGCAAGGAGGCAGCUCGGCGGGAUCCCUGGCUCCUCUCCACCCCCAGUUUCUCCUUGGAUGACAUGGAUAUGGACACGGCGGGUGCUGGUGGGAAUCUGAAGCGAAACAUAAGAAACCAGUCCUACAGGGCAGCCAUGAAGGGCCUGGGGUCACCCGGCAGCAAGGGGGACUCAGUUCAGCUCAGCCCCAAGCUUCAGGCCUUGGCUGAGGAGUCCACUCAGCCUCCUGCUCGGUGCCCAGCCAAAAAUAAGAAAACUCUGGGACGGAAUCGCGCACACAAGGGCUCCUUCAAAGAUGACCCCCAGUUGUACCAGGAGAUCCGAGAGCGGGGUCUAAAUACCAGUCAUGAGUCUGAUGACGAUGUACUCGAUGAGCCCUCCAGCCCAGAAGGAACUCAGAGAGUGGACACCACCAUCGUGGUCAAGAGCUACCGGCCUGCCCAGCUCACCUGGAGCCAGCUUCCAGAGGUGCUGGAGUCAGGUGUCCUGGACACGCUAUCUGUGGAGGAACGCAAGAGGCAGGAGGCCAUCUUCGAGAUCCUCACAUCUGAGUUCUCCUAUCUGCACAGCCUGAACAUCCUGGUGAAGGAGUUCCUGGAGUCCCAGGAGCUAAAGAAAACCAUGACACAGACGGAGUAUCACCACCUCUUCUCCAACAUCUUGGACGUGCAAGCUGCCAGUAAGAAGUUCUUUGAAGCCUUGGAACAGAGGCACAAGGCGCAGGUGUGUGUGGAGGACAUCAGUGACAUCUUGGAGGAGUACGCUGAGAAGCACUUCCUCCCGUAUGUGGCCUACUGCUCCAACGAGGUCUACCAGCAGCGCACCCUGCAGAAGCUGUCGAACAGCAAUGCUGCCUUCCGAGAAGUGCUCAGGGACAUUGAGAAACGGCCUGCGUGUGGGGGCCUGCCUAUGAUCUCCUUCCUGAUUCUCCCCAUGCAGAGGGUGACCCGGCUGCCACUCCUGACAGAUACACUCUGCCUGAAGACACAGAGUCACCCCGAAAGGUAUAAAGCCGCCAGCCACGCCCUGAAGGCCAUCAGCAAGCUGGUAAGACAGUGUAAUGAGGGUGCCCACACGAUGGAACGCACGGAGCAGAUGUACACACUGCACAUGCAGCUGGAUUUCAGUAAGGUCAAGUCCUUCCCACUCACCUCUGCCUCUCGCUGGCUGCUGAAGCGUGGGGAGCUCUUCCUCAUGGAGGAAUCCAGUAUCUUUAGGAAAAUUGCCAGCCGACCCACAUGCUACCUGUUCCUCUUCAACGAUGUCCUGGUUGUCACCAAGAAGAAAAGUGAGGAGAACUAUCUGGUCCAAGAUUAUGCACAGCUAGACCACAUAGAGGUCAGGAAGCUGGAGGCCUCAGAGCCCUCACUGCCAGGAGGCAGCAGCCGAAGUUCCGCUGUACCCCACCCCUUCCAAGUGAACCUGCUAUGCAACAGUGAGGGCCGCCAGGAGCAGAUCCUGUUGUCUUCCGACUCUGCGAGUGAACGGGCCCGGUGGAUCACAGCCCUCACCUACAAGGAGAGGCAGUGGCAGGACAUCGACAAAGGCGAGCUGCCCCAGGUGGAGAUCACCAAGGCGUACCUUGCCAAGCAGGCUGACGAGAUCACAUUGCAGCAGGCUGAUGUUGUCCUGGUCCUCCAGGAAGAGGAUGGCUGGCUACAUGGCGAGAGGCUUCGGGAUGGAGAAACUGGCUGGUUUCCUGAGAGCUUUGCUCGCUGCAUCACCAGCCGUGUGGCGGUGGAAGGGAAUGUGCGCAGGAUGGAGCGGCUAAGGGUGGAGACAGAUGUGUAGCUGGACAGUUCAAAAGCCCAGCAUGGUGGACACAGCUUCAGUUCUUCAACCAGCAAGGGGUUCUGCCUGACUCCAAGAAGUGCAAGCCGUUUGCCAUGGGAUGCGCCUGUUCCUUGGGCCUUCCCACGGCCUCAUGGGGGAGCAGAACACAGGACAGCUACACCUUCCACUUGCUUUCUCAGAAGGCUUUGAGCCGAGCUACAGGGGGCCUACAUUCUCAUUCUCGUAGGAGCCCAGUCUGGCCUCUUGCUGGCCACCUGAGCUGCACCCAGGCUAAGAGUUGCACUGGACUGCUGCCUUCACAGCAGAAAACACAGGGCAACCUCCCAGAUGGACCCUUUUUUUCUUUCCCAAGUGGGACAGGAAGGUGACCUGA